Molecule: messenger RNA, 3259 nt
Organism: Durusdinium trenchii
Lineage: Eukaryota; Dinophyceae; Suessiales; Symbiodiniaceae
Source: the annotation of a GenBank genome assembly
AUGAACGUGCCGGUGGAUCCCUGUGGCAGGCCGGAUGUGUUUGAUCUCGACUUGACCACAACAUCCUGGAAAAGGCUGCGAAAGUGGCUGGCGCUGAAGUGUGAUUCCGAAGAUGAUGGAAAGGAUGUGGACAUCUCUUUCUUGCUGCAGCAUUUCGGUUCGCUACCCCGCACCAUGCUCACCUUGUACAAAGCCAUCUCCGGUGGAAUUGAUUGGGACAACGCUGUUCUGGUGCUCUCCUCCGUGGGCGGGUGGAUGGAAUACAUCUUCUCAGCCUAUGUCUUCUUCACCGUCUUUUGCUGCCUCAACAUCGUCACGGGCAUUUUUGUGGACAACGCAAAAGCCUUGAAAGUGGCAGACGAAGAGGCCAUGCACCAUGAGGCGAUGAAGGAGCGGCAGAAGUGGAUCACCGAAGUGGCAGAGUUGUUUUCGAAGAUUUCGGUGGAGAAGGACGCCAAGCUCACGAAGGACGACUUUGUUUACCAUGUGACGAACUCCGACCGGAUCAACACCUGCUUCUAUCACUUGGGAAUCAACACCGAAACGACGAACACUGACGAGCUGUGGGAACUCUUUGACAUCGACGACAGCGGCUGUAUUGAUCAGGACGAGUUCGCCAUCGGCAUCAAGCAGUUCCACGGCGUCGCACGCUCCAUCGAUCUCUUUAAGCUGCGCAAGGAGGUGCGAGAGAUCCUAAAGCAGCUCAACAAGAUCAUGGCAGAGGGUCGCAGGGCCUUGGUCACAGGUUGGUCGCAGGGACCGCAUUCAGAGCACCUUUUGGUCGGAUCUGACGCCAUGAGUGCGGCCUACUUGGCCCAGCUGGGCAUCCCUUUCGGAGGAACUCCGGUGGUCUUGCGCCCACCCGAGGAAAGCCUUCAGGAGGCCUCCAAAGUCUCCAAGUCUGCGAGUGCAACCAGCCAGGCAAAAGCUGCGGCUGCACCCACAUCUCCGAGUGGAAAGGAAGGGCCUCCUGAUGGACGAAACUUCUUGGAGAAAUGGAUAGAGGCGGACUUGGCGCCUCAGGGCAGGUGCCAUAAGCAGAAGGUCCUCACGCGCUUCCCCCCUGAGCCCAACGGUUAUUUGCACAUCGGUCAUGCUAAGUCCAUCAUGAUCAAUUUCGGCCUGGCACACAAGUACGGCGGAGAAUGCAACUUGCGUUUCGAUGACACGAACCCCGACACGGAGGAGACCGAGUAUGUUGAAGCGAUUCAGGAGGAUGUGGCUUGGGUGUGUCAGGCCUUGGAAAUGGAAAAGGUCAAGAAGGGCGGUAAACCUUGGAAGAACGAGCCAGUCUAUGCCAGCGACUACUUCCAACAGAUGUACGACUUUGCCAUUGAUCUCAUCAAGCAUGGAAAAGCCUAUGUGGAUUCACAGACACCGGAAGAGGUCCAGAAGAACCGCGGGGGCGGGGCCAACAACUUGCCUGGGGUGGACUCGGCUUACCGGAACCGAAGCGUGGAGGAGAACUUAAAGCUCUUCCGAGAGAUGCAAGAGGGCAAGCACGCAGAGGGAAGUAUGCUCUUACGAGCGAAGAUCGACAUGAAGCACCCCAACAUGAACAUGAGGGAUCCGCCCAUGUAUCGCAUCCGCUUCAGUCAUCACCACCGCAGUGGAGAUCAAUGGAAGGUCUAUCCCAUCUACGACUUUGCGCAUGGCAACGAAGAUGCCAUCGAAGGGGUGACGCACUCCAUUUGUACAUUGGAGUUCGAGAAUCACCGAGCGUUAUAUGAUUGGUUCCUGGACAACUGCACGAUCGUACCCAGCAGGCCUUACCAGAAGGAAUUUGCACGACUGGAGGUGCAGGGUGCUGUGACCUCGAAGAGAAAAUUGCUUCGCUUGGUCAAGGAGGGACACGUCACCGGCUGGGAUGACCCGCGGCUGCUGACCAUCCGGGGCAUCCGCCGGCGCGGUGUGCGGCCGCAGGGGAUCAAACGCAUGGCAGACGGCGUGGGUGUCUCAGACCGAAACAGCACGACUCCUUUCGAGUUUGUGGAGGAAUGCUGGCGAGAAGACUUGGAACCCAUCAGCAAGCGACGGCUCGCCGUUUUGGAUCCUUUGGAGGUCGAGAUCAUUGACUACGAGAAGGAGGAACUCAUUGAGGGCAUCACAGAUUUGCCUGAGCAAUCUGCCAGCAGCCAGCCGAGCUGCGCACGCACCUUGAGCUUUUCCAAGAAGAUCUUCAUCGAGCAAAGUGAUUACCAGGAGAAUCCGCCUGAGGGUUACUUCCGCUUGGGAGCAAUUGGAAGUGAAGUCAAGCUCAGACAUUCCUACGUCAUCAAGUUGGUGGAGGUGGUUAAAGACUCCAGUGGACGCGUGGUGAAGCUGAAAUGCAGUCACGACAGUAGCACUCGCGAUGUGAUGCCGGCAGAUCGGAAGCCCAAGGUCAUCCAUUGGGUGAAUGCCAAGGAUUGCUUGGACGCAGAGGUCAGGCUGAUCAACCCCCUCUUCCUGCCCAUGCCGGACCCGGUGCCCGAGGGCAAAGACUUCUUGUCUUACAUCAACCCGGAGGCGAUGGUGCGCUGCAAGGCCAAGGUGGAGAAGGCUUUAAGCAACUGCGUCCUGGAGGAUCGCUUCCAAUUCGAGCGCCUGGGAUACUUUGCCCCUGACUAUGAUUGCUUCACGGAGCCCAAGAAGCUUUCCUUCAAUCGUGUGGUGCCCCUGAAGGAGUCCGCCGAUAAGAAGAAGAUUGAAGGAAAAGGCACCGCCAGUCGGAAGGAGGAGCAGCAGAAGCAGAUGGCAGAGAAGGAACGGCUCAUGAAGAUCCCUCCACAGGAGUUCUUCAAGUCCGAGAGAGGCGAUGAGUUCUCCGCCUACGACGCUGAGGGAGUGCCGACCCACGACAAGGAGGGCAAUCCAUUGCCGAAGAGCUCCAUCAAGAAGUUGGCCAAGGACUUGGAGAAGCAGAAGAAGCUGCAUGAAUCUUGGAAAGCUUCCAAGUGAGCCUUGGCCUCGAACUCGUCGCUGUCGGACAUGGCGCCCGAACUCCUAUCGGGGCGUCAAUGGAGUUCUUCCGCCGACGCACGCUCCGUGGAGUUCAGCGAUUUCCGUCCGACGGGUGUACAGUGAUGCGGAAAAGAGCCAAAAAGGUCCGAACCUGAGAGCCUGGGAGGGGAAACUGAGAGGCAUUUGGACUCAUUUCGUUUGUUUGAGGCCCUGGCUCAGGGUCCCCAGUUUGGUGUGGUGAAUGGACACCUUAACCUUUAAGAGGCUAUAAAUAGACACCCCUUAGGGCCCUGGUAGGAGCUUCUUUCAGUGUCUG